AUGCUCAAUGGGGCGCCAUUGCGCGGAUACCUAAACUUUGACGAUGAUCAGCUCCUGCCAGUCGAGGAGUGCCGUCUUUUUGAUGCUGCAAGCAAUACACUCUCCUCUACUAAUGACUCGACACCAGUCAUCAAAUGGCGUGGUAUCUCGUUCGGACACUCCCGACUUCGAACCGGAUGGUCACAGCCUAUUCUUCCAGAUUGUAGCCCAGGUCGCGAAACGUCAGAUCUUUCGCUUCCCAAUGUGAAAGAAUCCAUUUCAUUUCUACCAGAAGACACAGCCGGUCUGGAGUCCAAGAUCGCCUUCGAAGAUCCCCCAUUGGCCACGAAUAGCUUCCUUGAGCAGUCGCUCAUGUUCCAUGAUACUUUGUUAUCGUCCCAAGUCCUACCCGAUGACAUGACUGAUAAGACUAUCAGCUCGUCAUCCUUCCUGACUACUUCCUUCGGAACUACGGCAUCUGACCUCAGUAGCCCAAGCAAGGUCGGCGAGCAUACUGUGAACAUCCAGGUUCCACCCAAGAUGGCCAUCACACCCCUUGGAUCACUUCCCAGUGCACAGCGCUUGCGAGCGAUCUACCCGCAAACGCCUACGCCAAAUCUCCUAUGCGCUGUGACGGCAACUCCCGAACAGAAAGAAGUCUUUGUGCGGAAAGGUGGAUACAAGAUGAAGCUAUGGGAGAUCAUUGUCGCGGACGAUGCACGCUCAAACUUCAAGGUGACAUUCUGGCUACGUCCACCUCGAGAGUCGAACAACGAGCAAGAUCAUGUUCAAAACUUGCUCCUUCAAACACUCAAGGGCAUCAAAGUUGGCGACAUUCUUCUUCUACGGAACAUUGCGCUGACGUCUUUCGGCGACAACGUUUUUGGCCAAUCUCUGAACCCAACUAUUGCACGUGCACGGACAAGCAUCGACGUCUUGACAAAAAGUGGCGCCGGUUCAUCUGCUCAGCUAGGUGGACUACCCGCGCCAGUAGCUGAGACCCUCAAAAGGGUCAGGAAAUGGGCAAAGAUGCAUAUCGCUUCUGAUACUGCAGGCUCAAGGAAGAGAAAAGGAGGCGCUGCAAAGCAAGGAAGAUACCCGAAACGGACUUGUCAAAGUUUUGAUGUCGAUGAUUCGAUGCCUCCCGAUACCAUGGAAAGUGUAUAA
Alternaria burnsii is the source of this 1146-nucleotide messenger RNA. RefSeq lists its product as uncharacterized. The coding region runs from base 1 to 1146 and encodes 381 amino acids. The transcript has a single exon. NCBI's taxonomy places the organism in Eukaryota, Fungi, Ascomycota, Dothideomycetes, Pleosporales, Pleosporaceae. The record is from RefSeq and is a predicted model, not a curated record.